AGCAAUGAAGAACACGGACAAGGCUCCCUGGGCUUUGGUUCCAACGAUGGCCAGUGUCCAGCUGGUCCCACCAGCACGUCCGCAGCGGUGCUUUUGUGGUCAUGUGCGGACGUGGGCACGUGGCAAAUGGCUGAUUCAAGGAGCAAAGUCGUGGAGGACUUUGAGAGACGGGGACCCUUAAGGCGGGCGUCUCCCUGAAUCCUGCACCCCAGGCACCUCGCUCUAGUCCCAGCUCUGCCGUGAGGAGCGUCUGCAAGAGGAAACUGGACCCAUCUCACGAGCCAGGUGACUCGGAAGCUCCGAGGAGUCAGCAGCACACAACGGUGAAGCGCCUUCCCUUGGUGCCACAGUGCCUCCGUACAGAUGCACGUUCUGGUGCUCGCAAGCUCUGUGACCUUGAGCAGGUCACGACCUCUCUGUGCCUCAGUUAACUCAUCUGCAAAAUGGGGUGAAUUAUAGCCCUACCUCACAGGGGUGUUGUGCUGGUAUCUAAAGGACACAUGCUAGCUGAAUGUUACUGUUAUCAUUCUUAUACGUUCAUCUUAAAAAGCUGUACAGAAAGUCAAGAUGCAAACCUAAAGCAAACCAAAAUAUGCAUACUUCGGGGAAAUUAACAGAGUAUCAGGAAAGCAGUGAAUACUGCCUUGACGUUUGGAAAUUCUUCACUAAGGGCACGGGUUCAGUUAGUGAUAGAGUUCCACUUCGGUCCUCAUGGUGCCUCUUUGCUUGUCUCCACAGUGAAUAAUUACAUAAUCGCAGUGUGGCAAAUGUGGACUCCUCUCUCGUUUUGGAAUCAACCCAUGGACAAAUCUGUGGAAAGCCCAAUCGCAGUUGCAGAGCAAAAUGUAGAUGUUACAAAUGGUCUUUGACACCAUAAAAGGGAUGGCACAGCUAAGCGGGAGACGCAAAGGAAAUAUAUACCCCUGAAACAAAUAUAUAUAACUGAAACUUUAUACCCAUUGAACAGCAACCCCAGGAGUACGUUAAUUUCUCCUGUAACCUGGGCUCGCCAAGCCCAUCGGUCUGGUGGAGGGGCCAGGCGGCCUGGGCCAGGGCGGCAUGGCAGCCACACUGCGUGACAACAGCCAGGAGACAGAGGGCAAGUUUGAGGAAUACGGGUACAACGCGCAGCUCAGCGACCGCAUCUCCCUGGACAGGACCAUCCCUGACUACAGGCCCAAAAAGUGCAGGCGGAUGACCUACCCGGCCCAGCUGCCCCAGAUCUCCGUGGUGUUCAUCUUUGCCAACGAAGCCCUCUCGGUCAUCCUGCGCUCCGUCCACAGCGUGGUCAACCGCACGCCCUCCCGGCUGCUCAAGGAGGUCAUCCUGGUGGACGACAACAGCGAUAACGUGGAACUCAAGCUCAACCUGGACCAGUACGUCAGCAAGAGGUACCCGGGCCUUGUGAAGAUCGUCCGAAACAGCAGGAGAGAAGGGCUGAUCCGGGCUCGGCUGCAGGGCUGGAAGGUCGCCACGGCCCCUGUUGUGGGCUUCUUUGACGCCCACGUGGAGUUCAGCACGGGCUGGGCCGAGCCCGCCCUCUCGCGGAUCCGGGAGGACCGCCGGCGCAUCGUCCUGCCCGCCAUCGACAACAUCAAGUACGACACGUUUGAGGUGCAGCAGUACGCCAGCGCGGCGCACGGCUACAACUGGGGCCUCUGGUGCAUGUACAUCAUCCCGCCCCAGGACUGGCUGGACCGCGGGGACGAGGCGGCGCCCAUCAGAACCCCGGCCAUGAUCGGCUGCUCCUUCGUGGUGGACCGGGAGUACUUCGGGGACAUCGGCCUGCUGGACCCGGGCAUGGAGGUGUAUGGUGGGGAGAACAUCGAGCUGGGCAUGAGGGUGUGGCAGUGCGGCGGCAGCAUGGAGGUCCUGCCCUGCUCCCGCGUGGCCCACAUCGAGCGCACCAAGAAGCCCUACAACAACGACAUCGACUACUACGCGAAGCGCAACGCCCUGCGGGCGGCCGAGGUGUGGAUGGACAGCUUCAAGUCCCACGUGUACAUGGCCUGGAACAUCCCCAUGAGCAAUCCCGGCGUGGACUUUGGGGACGUGUCCGAGCGGCUGGCCCUGCGCCAGAGGCUGAAGUGCCACAGCUUCAAGUGGUACCUGGACAACGUGUACCCGGAGAUGAGGACCUACAACGACACGCUCACGUACGGAGAGGUGAGAAACAGCAAAGCCAGCGGCUACUGCUUGGACCAGGGGGCAGAAGACGAUGACCGGGCCAUCCUGUACCCCUGCCACGGGAUGUCCUCCCAGCUGGUGCGGUACAGCGCCCAGGGCGUGCUGCAGCUGGGCCCCCUGGGCUCCACCGCCUUCCUGCCCGACUCCAAGUGCCUGGUGGAUGACGGCAGGGGCCGCACGCCCGCCCUGAGGAAGUGCGAGGACGUGGCCCGGCCAGCGCAGCGGCUGUGGGACUUCACCCAGGAGACCCUGGGACAGAUGUGUGCACGGUCCUGUCUGGGGGCUCCCAGGGCUCCGGUCCUGUCUGGGGGCUCCCAGGAGAGGCUGCAGGGACGAGCUGUCGCUGUCGCAGGCGGAGCCAACGAGCUCAGCGGUCCCCAGGAGGCCGUGUUGGGGGCCAGCACGCUGAGGCCAGCGUGCAUGGGAAGGACCUGUCUGGAGAAGGAUGGAGAACAUACAGGACACGAGCUUGGGGGGCGGUCCCAUCGUGAGCAGAGACACGGGCCGGUGCCUGGAGGUAGAGAUGUCCAAGGACGCCAACUUCGGGCUCCGGCUGGUGGUGCAGAGGUGCUCGGGGCAGAAGUGGACCAUCAGAAACUGGAUCAAGCCAGGGAGGCACUGACCCCCAGGCUCACCCUAUGCCCCCGCCCCAGCGCAGACCCCAAGGACCUGGGGCAGGCGUGGGGCCCCUCCCACUCAGCCCACCACUGGAACCCAAAGGGCCCUGGCCGUGCCCGCUCCACCUCGGGCGGGGGAGGGAACCUGUCCUCAGCUGCCGGCGGGUCAUGGGGACAUGGGGACCUCCCCCCCUCCAGGAGCGCGGACCCCCCGCAGCUGGCGGCUGUGCCUGCGCGCAUCAGCUGACCGCCAACUCCAGAUCUGAAUCACGUGCCUUUUCUACGGUAUUCCUGCGAGCCGCCAGCGGCCACCUCCUUGCAUGCGCUGAAG
This is a messenger RNA of Kogia breviceps (pygmy sperm whale), 3135 nucleotides long. NCBI's taxonomy places the organism in Eukaryota, Metazoa, Chordata, Mammalia, Artiodactyla, Physeteridae. The record is from RefSeq and is a predicted model, not a curated record.